CCUGAUGAAAAGCGAGGGGCUGCGCUUCCCCGAGGCCUACGCCGCAGUCCGCGCCGUCAGGCCCGAAGCUAGGAUGAACGCAGGCUUCGCGCGGCAGCUGGAGCUGUACGAGGCCAUGGGGUGCCGGGUGGAUGCGACCAGCGGGCUGUACAAGUGCUACCGCCUACAGCGGCUGGGCCAGCAGCACCCAGAGCUGCAGGACUUGCCCCAAGAAGUCUUUGCAAUUGAUCCAACCAACACUUGUCCAGCUUCAAACAAUGAGGCUCUCUAUAGGUGCAGAAAGUGCAGGCGGUCCCUAUUUCGUAGUUCAAGCAUUCUAACCCAUGCUGAAGGAAGUGGGCCAGCAGCUUUUGCUCACAAGAGGAUUAAAGAUCCUGCUCAGCGACAUCAUGAUGGUCAGGAUAAAUGUACUUCUUACUUCAUUGAGCCGGUACAGUGGAUGGAGCCAGCAUUGUUGGGAGUGAUGGAAGGGCAGCUUCUGUGCCCCAAAUGCACAUUGAAGUUGGGCUCCUUCAAUUGGCAUGGAGAGCAGUGUUCUUGUGGCCGCUGGGUGACUCCUGCCUUCCAGAUUCACAAAAGUCGAGUAGAUGGAAUACAAGCACUGCCUGUUGGUGGAUUCCAGAUUGUCAAAACUUGAAUUCUUGGCUCUGAGGCUUGCUGCUGUCAGCGACUUCAGUGUGCUUUGAGAACAGAGGACUGUUACAGUGGGAUCACCCUCAGCAUCAAGUUGUGAUUGCUGCUCUUUGGCAAAAGCUGAUUUCACCCUCCUGGGAUGCAACUGAAUGACUUUUAACAUUGGCUUAUUGCCAUUCUAGAUCCUUCUUUUUUCUGUUGUUGUUAAAUUCAUGAGAAGAUGCUGGAGCAGUUUUUUAAAUGGACAGUGUCUUGUCAAACAUCAAUUUUUGAUUUAUUCUUCAGUGUUCAAGUAUAUAUGUUCUUAUUGUCUCUGUUAGAAAAAUUAAACUUCUUUACACAGGAGCUAUACAAAUCCUUGUUUCCAAUUGAGUGCUUAGUUUCAAACUGAACAGCAAAGCAGUAUGCAACACUUAUAUUCCAGCAGAGCCAGUCUCCUAAUGAUAGUGAACACAUGAAUCAGUGAGAAAAGGGCUUUGUUAGGAUGGGCUGGAUGAAACUCCCUGGGUGCAUGUAAUUUGUAGACUGUUAUGCUAUAUGAAUUAUUGAGGGGAAAAACAUGUUAAUAAGGUUAAUUUAGAAAAAGAUGUUAUUUGAGACUGCAAGCUCAAGGAUUAACAUGCUGUUAAAAUUCAUCCUUUUGAGACUGAGGUCUUGUAGAAUACCUGCUGGAAGAUUAACCAUGAUUGACCUGCAGAUACAGAGUAAACAAUACAACAUCUGAAAUUGCAGCGGUGUCUUGAGGCUCCUUAGUUGAGGAAGGGGAUUGCCUGGCUUUUGCCCUGGGAUCAAUCAGAUUAUAACAGUAAAGCAUUGCUUCUCUAAGGCUACUCCCAAAUACCCUUUCUGCCAAGAGCUUGUUUAUUGAAGAAUCAUUAGGACCCAUAUGGUUAAAGGCUGCAUGAAAGAGUCAGUGAACUAUCUGAAAGGGAAUUUGUUCUUUAUUACACAGUUUCAUGGCUGAAACAGGGAAUUUGUAGGUAAGGAGGCAGAAAUUCUUGUCUCUUAUUGUGUGAGAGCUGUAUCCUAUCGGUUCGUCUUGCUUCCGGUUCCAGUGCUGCAAGUUUAUCUAGGGCUCACUUAGAUACUGCUGAACCUGGGAUAGCAUUUUUCGGACCUGGAAGGUAGGCUCCAGUUGCUGUAGGAAAAAUGAUCAGGAAGAGACAAUAAAAGGCUUGCAGUGCUUCAUGUUCAUCUUAUGCACAUUCUCAUUUGUAGUUAUAGAAAAAGGGCAGGAAGGGACCUCAGGAGGUAAUCUAGUCCAGUGGUUCUCAGCCUUUUUAGACUUGCAUCAUCCCUUGGAAAAUUUCAACUCUUAGCUUUCACUUGCUUUUUGUCUACAGAAAUAUAACAACAAUUCUUCUGUUGCGAAGAACUCAAAGGUUACAGCAGUUCAGAAUUAUCUUUAACACUGUGGAUUCCUAUUGGAAAUUCCUGGGUUUAUCUUGUGAAUUAUGUUUGCACACCUAAUAGAUCUGAAAGGUCCUCAAGGCACCCCAGUUGAGAAUCGCUGAUCUAGUCCAACCCCCUCCUUGCGGUAUGAUCAUUCCUGUCUAAACCAUUGUAGGCACAUAGUUGUACAAUAUGCUCUUAAAAACUUCUAAAGAUAGAGAUUCCACCAUUUCUCUGGGUAGCAUGGUCCAGUGCAUAAUUGUGCUCAUAGCCAGCCCGAAUUUCUGUUGCUGCAAUUUAAGGGUAUUGCUCCUUGUAGCUGCAGAAAAUAAUUUAUCACCAGCCUUGAGGAAUUUGAAGACUUAUUAAAUCUUGAAGCGUGAAAGCCAAGCCCGUAAUGCAGACAUGUCACCUGAUGGACUCUGGAAACGCAUCAAGUCAGUAGCCUUGGAGACCACUAAGGAGAUUGCUGGGCUCAGUACUAAGAGAAACCUAGACUGGUUUGAUGAAAGUGACACAGACAUCCAAGCCCUGCUUACAAAAAGAUGACCACUCACCAAGCCCUUCUAGCACAGCCAGCUAGCCAAGAGAGAGAGACGGCUUACUGCCAGGCAUGUAAUGCCUUUCAGCGGAAACUGUGAGACAUCCAAAAUGAAUGGUAGACUAAUCUUGUGGAAAUAAUGCAACUAUAUACUGAUAUAGAGACACCAGAAGCUUCUACGAAGCCCUGAAAUUGCAUAUGGCACCACCUAUCUGAUCCAAAGCCCACGGAGGAGCUCUGACAGCCAGACCCUACACGUUGACAAAGAGUUUGUCAUGGACUGAUGGUCUGAGCACUUUUAAACUCUCUUUAGUGCUGAAUGCACAGUACACGAGUCUGCCAUCAACUGAGUAAAGCAGCUGUCUGUUAAGGAGGAACUAAAUGAGUGUCCUACACUGGAAGAAAUCUUCAUCGCUAUCGACCAGAUAAAAAGUAACAAAGCCCCUGGAAUUGAUGGAGUUCCACCUGAAGCCCUGAAAUACGAUGGUCCCACCCUACACUCCAAGCUCCAUGAACUCUUUAUAGUCUGCUGGGAGCAGGGGAAAAUUCCACAAUAUCUGAGUGAUGCUGUAAUCGUCACGAUGUACAAGAAUAAAGGUGACAAGUCAGACUGUUCCAGCUACUGAGGGAUCACCCUUUUGUCCAUCGCUGGGAAGAUUCUACCUAGAAUCCUCCUCAACAGGCUGGUGCCUGCCAUAGCAGAAGUAGCCUUCCUGGAGAGCCAAUGUGGCUUCAGAGCAAACAGAGGCAUGAUAGAUAUGAUAUUUGUGCUCAGACAAAUACAGGAAAAGUGCUGGGAGCAGAACAAGGGGCUGUACAUCACUUCCAUCGACCUUUCUAAGGCGUUUGACACCAUAAGCCAAAAUGGCCUCUGGAAGAUUUUCAACAAGCUUGGAUACCUGCCUAAGUUCCUCACCAGGAUCGGGCAACUCCAUGACGGUGUGGACAAGUCAAGUACAACAGCAACACUCUCUUGGGUUCUUUCCUGAUCUCCAAUGUAGUUAAGCAAGACUGUGUACUCACCCCUACUCUGUUCACCAUUUUCUUCGCCAUGAUGCUGCAGCAAGCACUGGACAAUCUUGGGGAAGGUGAGGUAGGUGUUUUAUAUCCACUUCUGGGCAGACAGAAACCUCUUCAACCUCAGAUGGCUGCAGGCUUACACAAAGACCUGGCAACAGCUCAUCCAUUAACUUUUGUUUGCAGAGGAUUGUGCCCUGGUGGCCCACACCCAACACUUUCUGCAGCAUGUGAUCAUUUGCUUUGCUACUGUAGCGCAACUCUUCGGACUUACCAUUAGCCUGAAGAAGACUGAAGUUCUUCAUCAGCCAGCUCCAUGCCAAGCUUAUGUGCCACCAAAGAUUGUAGCAGAAAGCCCCCUUUUCCUCCUGCCUGCAGUUGCUCUCCCCUCCUUGGAUAUG
This is a messenger RNA of Alligator sinensis (Chinese alligator), 3984 nucleotides long. RefSeq names its product dual specificity phosphatase 12 (gene DUSP12). The transcript has 5 exons. Gene Ontology annotation, cellular component: nucleus. Gene Ontology annotation, molecular function: protein tyrosine/serine/threonine phosphatase activity. Gene Ontology annotation, biological process: protein dephosphorylation. The record is from RefSeq and is a predicted model, not a curated record. Lineage: Eukaryota; Metazoa; Chordata; Crocodylia; Alligatoridae. Bases 5 to 637 code for a protein of 210 amino acids.